Cavia porcellus (domestic guinea pig) is the source of this 6435-nucleotide messenger RNA. RefSeq names its product RNA binding motif protein 12B (gene Rbm12b). The record is from RefSeq and is a predicted model, not a curated record. NCBI's taxonomy places the organism in Eukaryota, Metazoa, Chordata, Mammalia, Rodentia, Caviidae. The transcript is spliced from 3 exons. Gene Ontology annotation, molecular function: RNA binding. The coding region runs from base 3049 to 5907 and encodes 952 amino acids.
GGCAGACAAACAGUAGGUCCGUUUGUCCGGACGGGAGGGGCGGGUGGGCGCCAUCUUCCUCUAGGUUCGCUACAGCCUCUGGCGGUGCAGCAACGAGGAGCGCCCCAGCCCCCGGCUUGGUGUCCGAGCAGCGCCUCCAUGUGGUGGUGUGUGUGCACUUCCCCGUGAUCUUGACAGUGAAGAGCCCGAAGGAUUUCCUAGGUAUUGUUUUUCUUUGCUAUGUCAUCGUAGUCCGUGUCUGCAGGAGGCCCGGAUCGUUAGGCUUCAGAAGGGCGAAAUCGAUUCAGUUAGAUCCGGGGCCAGCUGACGGUCUGGAGAGUCAGGGUGCAGUGUUUGCCCUUGGGACGGCGCAACAGAGAGGCAGGAGGUUGGGCGGUUCUGGUUAAUCGGAAGGCUGAUUUUGGCCGAAGGUCUGGCGACAGCAUCGGAUCCCACGUAGCAACUUCGGCCUGGCGCAAAAGAAAGAAGCUGUGACCCCUGGGAGUGGACAAAGGCUUUGGGCUGUAGAAUCGAUGCCUUCGGAUGAUUCCCGUUUGACGAUGAUGGAUGUGAACGGAAAUCCUGUGCCGUGUGGAUUCAUCUUCAUUUUGCCUUUGAUUUUUGUUUUAACCAUCUGUGUUCUAACGGGUAGAUCAUCAGAAUAAUUUUGGACUGUGGUAGGUUAUUUUUUGCAGGGGCAGUUCACACUUAGAAUUUGAACCUGCUUCAUCAUAACUUUGGGUUUCAAGACGUAGAAUCGCAGUUUCUGGCAAAUAACUUUACCAGCUAAGUCCAACGAAUCUGAGAUAACUUAAAAUCAGACUUUCUCCCUUGUUUUCCUCUCAGUCUUGAUUAGAAGAUGCACAGUUCGUAUUGUUUAGUUAGAACGGUGAUUAUGUGGGCGGUGAUCACUGGAUAGAGACCCCACAGUGAAUUUAAAUGUGCAUACCUUUAGCUGAGUUUUUAGGGAUCCAUUUCGUUUUUUUAAUAGUUCUAAAAGGCCACUGUGUUCUUAAACCUACACAGCGUGAAAAAAAUAGAUUCAUAAAUAGAAAAAAUUUAAGGAGAGGGAUUUGCUUUUGUAUGUUGUGUGUUUUCAGUGCAAUGUAGUGUGUUCAAAGAAUCUUAAUUUCUGGAGGAUUUGCUUGAGGAAACAGCAUAUUGCAACUGUAGAAGUACCUACUCAGUUUGAAAGUUAAGCUAUUCUGGAUGUGAUUGUAGAGGGUGAUGCAUUACCAUCAAAGGGCAAGAAGUUUAUGCAUUAAUUGUAUUUACCUUUUUAAAUUGCUUAACUUUGAAUUCAUGAGAUUUUUGCUCUUGAUAACUUAGUUUUUGUUAGGAUAUGUUUCUAGAGGUUUUUUUUUUUUUUUUAAUUUGACAUAAUUAACUAUUCCUUGAAACAUUUCUCCAUUUUGCUUUGCUUGUAGAUUAGCUUAUGUUCUCAGGGUAAAUACCUUUUAAGUAAGUUUAUAACAAAGUGCCAUUUCUCUUUAAUGCUGCUUAGAUAUUUUAAAGGUGAAAAACAUAGGACUCUUGGAAUUUUAAAAUGUACAAGUAUUCCAGGAGCCAGUUGUAGUUUUUGUUGAUGUGUUAGGUGUGGGUAUUGAUUCAUGUAAAAAUUAGGCUUAAACAGUGUUUUUUUUUUUUUUUGGUAGUGUGCAGGAUAUUUUGGAUGUCGGAUGUGCCAAGUAAUUUUUUGAUGCUCUUGCUGGCUUAGCUUUUAGUUGAAUCAACGGACUCUUUCUAAGGAAAACAAACUUUCAAGCCUCGAGGAGUAUGUCUUCAGACCCCACUUUGUAGAACAGUGGUACUUAGGUGUAAGUGGUGAACAAAAGCUCAUUUAUUUGUACACUAAAAACAUACUAAUUAUUUUGACAGAUUUUGUUUGGUAAGACUUCCUUAAAUAUUGUUUGUUUGGGUAUCCAUGAAAGUAUUUAGAUGCAAAUUUCCUUAAAAAAUACUAAAUUGAGGUUUUCAGUACUUAAUAUUGAUAAUCCCAAUAUUCCAUAUUGAUAAAUUUUAACUUUUUACUUCUCUGCAUUGUUAUUUGGGUUUCUUCAGUUGAGUGCAACAUAGUUGUUUGAAGUGAAAUAGACUUUGGGCAUCAUAAGAGUCUUGGCAUUAUAAGUCUAUCUUGGUAUUCUGUGUUUUGCUUGAGAUGAAUUAUUGUUUUGAGAGUAUCAGAUAAAUAGUGGUGUUGAGAUUUGAGUUUUGGGGAAUUGUAGUGUUUGGUUUAAUUGUACUAGAGACAUGAAAUUCGAUUCUGUGUUGGGAAUAUUGAGAAUUUAAAAUUGAAUUCAAAUGGUAGUCACUGGCUUGGAUUUACUGCUUUAAAGAUUGGAAUUUUUAGAUACUGGAAUUGCAAAACUAGAUAUUUUGUCAUGUCAUUUUGAAUGGUUGCUUUAUUAAUUUGAUGUGGUCUUAUAUUUUGAAAGGGAAAAACCUGGCAAGAGUUGGGUGUAAAUACGAAGUAGCUGUAUGUAUUUUCAUGGAGGGAAGUGAUGGAAGGUCUUUUUUUUUUAAACUCGAUGUUUUUAAAUUGGUAUUUAGUCAUGGAACUAUUUUUUUUUGGAACUUUUUUAAAGAGGGUAUAAAACUUCAAUACAUACACAAAAUGCAUAGACCUUAAGAGAAUUCAGUGAGCUUUGAUAAAUUUAUGCUCAUUUUAUGCAUUCUACCACUGCACUCAGAGUACAUUUUCCCAUGCCUUUCUUCAUACUACUACCAAUAAGGGAGUAGUAUCAUUUCAGCACUUGUGAAAUUUAUUAAUACUUUGCAGAUGUCCUGUUGGAUUUUGUACUUUCUUGUAGAAGGAUAAUGAAUUUCCCUUUGGAACAAAGAAGAGUGUUUUAUAAUGCCCGUAAUUGUGGCUCUUAUUGCUUCAUUUUUGAUAGGUAAUUCUGAAAGGUAAUUCUGAAAUGAAUAUCCUAAUCGAGUAUUGAGAUAAUUAUAGGGUUCAAAGAUUAAUUAUAUUUCAUUUUCUUUCCACAGUUAAGUUGCUUUUACAGAAUUAACAGGUCUCCAAGAAAUAAAAAGAAAAGGUCAUUAUUGCUGUGGUUUGAGCUCAGCAUGGCUGUAGUCAUCCGUUUACUGGGGCUUCCUUUUAUUGCGGGGCCUGUGGAUAUUCGUCACUUCUUCACGGGAUUGACUAUUCCUGAUGGAGGAGUGCAUAUAAUUGGAGGGGAUAUUGGGGAGGCUUUUAUUAUUUUUGCAACAGAUGAAGAUGCAAGACGUGCCAUAUGUCGCUCAGGAGGGUUUAUCAAGGAUUCAUCGGUGGAGCUUUUUCUUAGUAGCAAGGCAGAAAUGCAGAAGACUAUCGAAAUGAAAAGAACUGAUCGCAUAGAAAGAGGGCGACCUGGAUCUGGGGCAUCAGGGGUUGGCAACUUAUCUAAUUAUAUUGAGGCCAUGAAAGAAGAUGAAAAUAAUUCUGGAUAUGGCUCUUCAAUUAACCAAGAUGCUGGGUUUCAUACUAAUGGUACAGGACUUGAUGAUUUAAGGCCGAGAAAGACAAGGCCGUCGAAGGCCGAGAAUCCUUAUUUAUUUCUACGAGGUUUGCCUUACUUAGUAAAUGAAGAUGAUGUACGUGUCUUUUUUUCGGGUUUGUGUGUGGAUGGAGUAAUUUUCUUAAAACAUCAUGAUGGCCGAAAUAAUGGUGAUGCCAUAGUAAAAUUUGCUUCAUGUAUUGAUGCUUCAGGAGGUCUUAAAUGCCAUAGAAGUUUUAUGGGUUCAAGAUUUAUAGAAGUAAUGCAGGGCUCAGAACGACAGUGGAUUGAGUUUGGUGGAGAUGCAAUUGAAAAGGGUGAAAUUCCUAUGAGAACUGAAGGACAUUCUCCUCCAAGAGGAGUUAAUGACAGACAUUUUCGAAAACGGUCUCAUUCAAAGUCUCCUAGAAGAACACGUUCUCGUUCCCCUGUUGGAUUUUAUGUUCACUUAAAAAAUCUGUCCCUAAAUGUUAGCAAAAGAGAUUUAAGAAAUUUCUUUAGAGAUAUUGAUCUGACUAAUGAACAGAUUAGGUUUUUAUAUAAAGAUGAAAAAAGAACAAGGUAUGCCUUUGUGACUUUCAAGACUCAGAAAGACUAUAAAACAGCUUUAGGUUUCCAUAAGACUAUUUUACAACAUCGUCCAGUUCAUGUUGAUCCGGUUUCUAAAAAACAGAUGCUGAAGUUCAUUGAAAGUUAUGAAAAGAAGAGACCGGGGUCCAUAGAGAAAGAGAGAUCUGGACAUGUUUCACAAAAAUACUCCCAAGAAGGCUACUCUGGCCAGAAGCUGUGCAUAUAUAUAAGAAAUUUUCCAUUUGAUGUUACAAAAGUUGAAGUACAAAAAUUCUUUGCAGACUUUUCUCUUGCUGAGGAUGACAUUUACCUACUUUAUGAUGACAAAGGAGUUGGUCUGGGAGAAGCAUUGGUCAAGUUUAAAUCAGAAGAACAGGCCACGAAAGCUGAACGUUUAAACCGACGGAGAUUCUUAGGCACAGAGGUAUUAUUAAGACUUAUAUCUGAAGCACAGAUGCAGGAAUUUGGUGUAAAUUUCCCCUUGAUGUCUACUGAGAAAAUGCAAGCCCGUUCUCAGUCACAUGAUAGAGAUGACCAUUCCCAUUUAUUUGACUCAAAAGACCUAUCAGUUUACUCAGUUGGCUCUUCCGAAGACCUCAGAUACCAGAUAGAGGAUUUGAGGCAACAGAAUAACUUCAAGCAUCCCCAGGGAUAUUUCCGACAGCCGGAUAGACGCCCUCCAGAAGACUUCAGGCACUCUCCAGAGGACUUCAGGUUCCCUCCGGAGGACUUCAGGCGAUCACCGGAGAACUUUAGGCACCCUCGGGAGAAGCACUUCAGAAGGCCUUCUGAGGAAGACUUCAGGCGCCCUCGGGAGGAAGACUGGAGACGACCUCUUGAUGACUGGAGGUGGCCACUGGAGGAGGAUUUCAGGCAGCCCCCUGAGGAGGACUUCAGGAGGUCCCUUGAGGGAGAUUUCAGACGGCCACCAGAGGAGGAGUUUAGGCGACCUUGGAAGGAGGACUUCAGGGGCCCUCCAGAUGAUGACUUCAGGCACCCUCGGGAGGAGGACUUCAGGAAGCCCCCCCAGGAGGAUUUCAGGCAUUCACCUGAAGAGGACUUCAGGCGGUCACCCCUGGAGCAUUUAAAACGGCCACCCCAGGAGCACUUCCGGAGACCACCUUCGGAACAUUUCAGGAGGCCACCUCCUGAGCACUUCCGGCAGCCACCCCCGGAGCACUUCCGGCGGCCACCCCCGGAACACUUCCGGCGUCCACCCCAGGAGCAUUUCCGGCGACCACCCCAGGAGCAUUUCCGGCGUUCCCGAGAGGAUGAUUUCAGGAAUAUGCCAGAUGAUGACUUCCGGGGCCCCCCGGAUGAAGACUUUAGGCACCCUCCUGAUGAGGACUUCAGGAGCCCCCAGGAAGAAGAUUUUAGAUGCCCUUCUGAUGAGGACUUCAGGCAGCUCCCUGAGGAAGACCUCAGAGAAGUUCCAGAGGAGGACCUUAGACUUCCUGACAAUUUCCGACCUUCUGGUGAGGAUUUUAGGAGCCCACCUGGGGAUUUUAGGAGUCAUCGCCCUUUUGUGAAUUUUGGUCGCCCUGACGGUGGCAAGUUUGAUUUUGGAAAGCGUAAUAUGGGAGGUUUUCCUGAAGGUAGAUUUAUGCCUGAUCCCAAAUUAAAUUGUGGUUCAGGUAGAGUAACUCCUGUUAAGAUAAUGAAUCUUCCAUUUAAAGCAAAUGUAAAUGAAAUUUUAGACUUCUUCCAUGGAUAUAGAAUCAUACCUGAUUCAGUUUCAAUACAAUAUAAUGAGCAAGGUUUACCGACAGGAGAAGCCAUUGUUGCUAUGAUCAACUAUAAUGAAGCUAUGGCUGCUAUUAAAGAUCUUAAUGAUAGGCCAGUUGGUCCCCGGAAGGUUAAGCUAAUUUUGCUUUAGAAAGCAUUUCUAAGUUCAGUUACUAUCCCACAGUAUUGAUGCAGUAAAAUGCAUUUUUAAAAAGUGUUAUUUUGAAACAUUUUGAUUUUGACCUGUGAAUAGAAAAACUGUAAAUAGAAUGUGAAUUUGACUUUUGCUUGCAAAUUACCAUUCAUUUUUUUUUUUUUUCCUAAUUUAAAAUUACAUAUGCUGUAUUUUUCUUUGUUAGGACAGCAGGAACUAAUUCCCUGAGUUCCUCAAUUUUUGUUGCUGUUACGUGUAAACCUCAAAGUUUGUAUUUAGGGAAGAUACAUUUUAUAUUCAUUUUUUUUCCUGUGGUCAAUGCCUUUUACACAAACUGUAUAAGGAAAUGGUCAGUGGCUGAUUGUUAGGUUUGGCAUUUUCAUUGCUACCUGCCUGCAGAAUUAAUGCCCUCUUGUCUGAGAUAUUACUGUGUUAAGAUCACCUGUUAAUUAUAGUCCAUUUAGUUUCCAUGUUUAUAACCUGGCAAAAUUCUAUAAAAAUAAAAAUUGCAACUGAAUAGACUAA